GAAAUCGACAAGAAGAUGGCCGCCAAGCGUGAGGCCAGCGUUGCCGGGCAGCUGCUCGUCGUCGCCCUCGUGGUGGUGGCGGCCCCAUCAUCCGUGCCGGUGGCCAGGGGGGAGGCGAAGGCCGCUUGCCUCAGCGAGUACUCCAAGCUCUGCGGCAAAGACGAGAAGAAGGACGUGGCGUGCGCCACCAUGGUCGACAAGGCCUGCGGCACCGAGGCCAACAGCGUGGCCUUCAUCGAGCGCUUGUUUGCCGAGCUCGCCACGGUCGGCCAAAAGAAGCGUGAAUCAAACACCCUGCCCACGUCCGGGGGGCAGGAUGCCCUGAACGGAUCCGUCGACAAGCAUGGCGGCUGCCCCGGCAACAAGACGGUCUAUGCAUUCUCCUCCCAUUGCGCCGUGGACUGCGACAUGGCAUGCAAGGAUCCUGCUUGCUCCGACCGCUGCUACAUCGACUGCCCCUACACGGCCGCGAGGUUCGGCUACAUCAUGGCCACCCCGGCCAACAAGAAAGCCAUAGGGGAAGACAUGGAUUGCUUCAAGCGUUGUGCAAAGGAAAAGGAUGCCACGAAUGACAAGUGCCUCGUUUCAUGCAAGCUCAUUUCUCCUGCCCUCGUCUCGGCCCCGCCCCAUGGCGCUUGAA
Messenger RNA from Aegilops tauschii subsp. strangulata, 640 nucleotides. RefSeq lists its product as uncharacterized. The record is from RefSeq and is a predicted model, not a curated record. NCBI's taxonomy places the organism in Eukaryota, Viridiplantae, Streptophyta, Magnoliopsida, Poales, Poaceae.